Messenger RNA from Argiope bruennichi, 657 nucleotides. RefSeq lists its product as uncharacterized. Gene Ontology annotation, molecular function: GTP binding; GTPase activity. The record is from RefSeq and is a predicted model, not a curated record. The coding region runs from base 1 to 657 and encodes 218 amino acids. The transcript has a single exon. NCBI's taxonomy places the organism in Eukaryota, Metazoa, Arthropoda, Arachnida, Araneae, Araneidae.
AUGGCAGUAUCAUGCAGAUGCAGAGGUCGGAUUAGCCUUCGAGAGAGACUUCGAAAAGGAAUUCCGCUUGGUGUUUUAUCCCUUCGCAACGAAACGGUAAGAAGAGAACCUAGGCGCCACCGUCUUUGGUUUUGUAUCGCAGGGAAAAGAGGCACAGGGAGGAACACACUGGCCACUCGUUUUAAUGCAAUGGACGGAGACGAGUUCAUGCCAGGUGAUGUUGUUUUUCGGAAUGUAUACCGAUUCACCAUCGAUUUGAGUAAUCGACCGGAACUGAAUGAGUCUGGACUUGUUCAUGUCGGAAUUUUAAUCGAACCUCCAUUUAGGGAAGGAGAAAUCAACGAACACCUUUUUGAUAAUGUCCGUGCAUUUAUUUUUCUGUACGAUGUAAGCGAUUUCACAACACUAGAUGAAGCUAACGUUUUGUUUGAUAAUUGGGAGAUGGCUUCAGGUGAAAAUAUGCAACCAUUCAUAUUUGUGGGGAAUAAAAGUGAUCGUAGAGAAAGUCCACAUGAAUUUCCAGUAUGUAUACCGUAUUGGUAUGCCGAGACUUUGGCAGUGGAGUUGGGUGCACUCGGAUGCUAUGAAUGCUCUGCGUUAAGGAAUACUGGCGUAGGGCCAAUAUUAGAUAUGAUCCUUCGAUUAAUAAUUAGGUGA